Neogale vison (American mink) is the source of this 2091-nucleotide messenger RNA. RefSeq names its product early growth response 4 (gene EGR4). Gene Ontology annotation, molecular function: DNA-binding transcription factor activity, RNA polymerase II-specific; RNA polymerase II cis-regulatory region sequence-specific DNA binding. The record is from RefSeq and is a predicted model, not a curated record. Gene Ontology annotation, biological process: regulation of transcription by RNA polymerase II. The coding region runs from base 106 to 1560 and encodes 484 amino acids. Lineage: Eukaryota; Metazoa; Chordata; Mammalia; Carnivora; Mustelidae. The transcript is spliced from 2 exons.
GGGUCUGUGAGGCACAGGGCACCGCAACAGCUGGCCUCCCCGUCACCCUCGCGCAGCCAAGCCCAUCGGGCGAGGCCCCCGGCGCCCCGCAGCCGCCGCCGCGCCAUGCUUCACCUUAGCGAGUUUUCCGGCCCCGACGCGCUUCUGGUCAAGUCCACCGAGGGCUGUUGCGCGGAACCCAGCACUGAAUUGUCCCGGCUGCCCGGUAGGGACGCGCCGGCGACUGCCGGCUACCCCGGAGCAGGCGACUUCUUGAGCUGGGCUUUGAGCAGCUGCAGCGCCGGGGGGGACUUAGCCGAUUCCUGCUUCCUGGAGGGGCCUGCACCCACGCCCCCUCCUGGCCUCAGCUACAGCGGUAGCUUCUUCAUCCAAGCAGUACCCGAACACCCGCACGACCCGGAGGCACUCUUCAACCUCAUGUCGGGCAUCCUGGGUCUGGCACCUUUCCCCGGCCCUGAGGCGGCAGCAUCCCGGUCUCCGCUGGACGCCUCUUUUUCCGCAGGCCCCGACGCCUUGCUGCCGGGUCCCCCGGACCUUUACUCCCCGGAUCUGGGCGCUGCCGCCUUCCCAGAGGCGUUCUGGGAAGCCUCACCCUCGGCAGGCGCCCCCUCACAGUGCCUGUAUGAGCCUCAGCUCUCCCCGCCCGACGUCAAGCCAGGCCUCCGGGCGCCUCCGGCCUCCCCUGCGCUGGACACUGCCUCGGCCUUCAAAGGCCCCUACGCUCCCUGGGAGCUGCUCUCAGCUGGAGCCCCAGGGAGCUGUGGGUCACAAGGAGGCUACCAGGCCCCCCCCGACGCCCGUUUCCCCUCGAUGGGGGCCAAGAUUGAAGACCUGCUGUCCAUCAGCUGCCCGGCGGAGCUGCCAGCCGGUCCCGCCAACAGACUCUACCCCACGGGGUCUUACGACGCUUAUCCGCUGGCCGCAGGUGACUUAGGAGAGGUGGCCGAGGGCCUCCCGGGUCUCCUGACCCCUCCUAGUGGGGAUGGGGGGAGUAGCGGCGACGGUGGAGAGUUUCUGGCGGGUACUCAGGCUCAGGUUUCUCCCCUGGGCCUUCGCAGCACCGCGGCGGACUUCCCGAAACCUCUGGUGGCAGACAUCACUGGGAGCAGUGGCGUGGCCGAGCCUCCGGGGCCACCACCGCCGGCCCCAUUCCCACCCACCAAGGCGCGGCGCAAGGGGCGCCGGGGCGGCAAGUGCAGCGCGCGCUGCUUCUGCCCGCGGCCUCAUGCCAAGGCCUUUGCUUGCCCAGUGGAGAGCUGUGUGCGCAGCUUUGCGCGCUCCGACGAGCUCAACCGCCACCUGCGCAUCCACACCGGCCACAAGCCCUUCCAGUGCCGCAUCUGCCUCCGCAACUUCAGCCGAAGCGACCACCUUACCACCCACGUGCGCACUCACACGGGUGAGAAACCCUUUGCCUGCGACGUGUGCGGCCGCCGCUUCGCGCGCAGUGAUGAGAAGAAAAGGCACAGCAAGGUGCACCUCAAGCAGAAGGCGCGCGCGGAGGAGCGGCUCAAGGGCCUUGGCUUUUACUCUUUGGGCCUCUCUUUCGCCGCCCUGUGAGGGGGAAAUGGGUUUGUAGAUUGAGGCGCUGCCGCCUGGCACGAAAGAGGAGACCUGGCCCGACCCCCCCCCCCCAUCCACCCCUUUUCCGGCACGUCCCGGGGCCGGGCUCUGGUCCCGCUUCCAGUUCCCUUGAAGUGCCCGUCGUUCACGCCUCGUUCAGCACCAGCUCCGUGGACAGCUCCUGCGGUCCCCGGCGCUGACGCCCGCGUCCGCCGCUCUUUGAAGAAGUCCUCUCAGGCCACCCACUGAGUAGGCACUUCCAUGGGACUCAAGAUAGCCUUUUGUAACUAACUUGGCGCACGCCCCACGCCCCUCUUUAGAACCCCCAGAGUCAGGCUGGGGCAGCGCCGAGCCGGUCUCGCGCGGGAUUUUGUACAGCAAUGUCGUUUCCAGCAGCCAUUGGAUGUAACGUUUUGCUUUGGGGUUAUUUCCUUUUGUUGUUGUUAAUUUUUGUAAAGCAGACGCUACUCUCGAGCAGUUGACAAAACUGUUUAUUUUUGCAAUUAAAAUUAUUGUGCUAAAAGCUUA